Messenger RNA from Lactuca saligna, 1572 nucleotides. Lineage: Eukaryota; Viridiplantae; Streptophyta; Magnoliopsida; Asterales; Asteraceae. The record is from the annotation of a GenBank genome assembly.
GCUAGAAAAUCAAGAUCCAAAUCAAAACAAACCAACGAAUUCACCAUUAGUAAUGGUUAUUUCUUCUCCAAAUUUCACGCUUUCUGCAUUAAAUUAAAAUUAAUAAAUAAAGUUUACAGUGUCAGCGAAGGUCAGUCACCGGUCAGAUCGGGCAGCUCAGUCACCCUGCCCGUUGAGUUGAGCUGGGUUCCACGACAGACCAGAGCUUACCACGUUGCUCGUCGCAUUGCAGGAGUUAACUCCCAUCAGAUUUCCAGAUGACACCUGUAAUGAAGCGAGUUUACGGUAAUUGCAAGAGUGUGAUGGUGAGUGACAAAGAUGAAGAUUCGCCGGAGAAAUGUCGUGAGCGACGACGGAGGAGGAUGUCCAUGAGGAGGUCGGCCGCAGGUUCAUCUGGUUUAUCAGUUAUUGCUACGGAAGAUGAACAUCAGAAGGCACAGACGAUCACCGAGAUCCCGACGACUUCCACCCCCGCGACUGCGAUCAUGAGCUUGAUUAGCAUCAUGGAGACGCCACCGCCGCCGGUGCACGGCAUCAUGUCAGUGGUGGGUAGGCAGCGUGAAAUGGAGGACGAAGUUUCAGUUCGGACGAACUUAUGCCGGCCGGAGAUCAACGGUUUCCGGCCGGUAGAUUUCUUCGGUGUGUUUGAUGGACACGGCGGACCUCACGUAUCAGCAUUGUGUAAAGAGACGAUGCACGUUAUCAUGGAAGAGGAGUUAAUGGGGAUGAAGGUAACCGGAGACAAGCCGGAUAGUAGUGGUGGCGAAGAGCUAUGGAAGACGGCGAUUAAGCGGAGUUUCCAGCGGAUAGAUGAGAUGUCGAUGAGAUUGUGUCUGUGUGGUGGACUGAGUAGUAUCUGUAGAUGCAACCCGCAGUUGUCUUUCAUAGGAUCGACGGCGGUGGUGUCGAUUCUGACGAAGGAGUACAUAUUUGUGGCAAACUGCGGAGACUCACGCGCCGUCCUCUGCCGUAACGGCAGGGCCAUACCCCUUUCCGUCGACCAUAAGCCUGAUAGGGAAGACGAGCGAGCAAGAAUCGAAAGUUGUGGUGGACGAAUCAUGUUUACAGAUGGAGCACGAGUGGAAGGGAUCCUGGCGAUGUCCCGAGCAAUAGGAGAUAGGCUUCUGAAACAGUGGGUAACGUCUGAACCAGAAAUCACGGUGACAAGAAGAGAAGCCGGAGAUGAAUGUUUGAUAGUAGCGAGUGACGGAUUAUGGGAUGUGAUUUCAAGCGAAUUGGUUUGUAAGAUAGUUCACGAAUGUCUUGGAGAGAACCAGGAUCCUCGGAUUGCCGGAUGCAGCAGCGAGUCAGCAGCGACGUUGCUGGUACGUCUGGCUUUGGGACGUCGGAGCACUGAUAACAUCAGCGCCAUUGUUAUUGAUUUGAGGAACUGAAAUUUUCGACCUGGAUAUGAAAAGUCUUUUGUAAAUAAGGUUCAGCAAAACAGAAUCAUGCACAAAUAGACUUUAGUGGAAGGUUUCAUUUUAGGGUUUUUCACAUAAAGAUCUUAAAAGUUUUUCAAAUUUGAUUGGUUUUGUUGUUAGGAUGAUUUUUUGUUUGUUAAUGUCUAGG